CUGUAAUAUCAAACCACUCUACUUUUUAGAUACUCUCCUCAACUCUCUCCCAAUCACAUGUAAUCUCUCUCUCUCCCUCUCCUCUCCCAAUCACAUCUUUCCCAUCCCCACUCUCUCACAGCUCUGUGUUUUCUUCAUCUAAAGAUGUUGGAUCUGAAUAUCAACGAUACAGCUCAAACUUCAUCCUCCGACACUUCUAUCUCCUCCGUAGUCAACGGAUCUCCGGCUAUUCCCGCCGAUAAUGCUCUGAUAACGAGGCAGCUCUUUCCGGUGAGUGGACUCGAGGCCGAGAAGACGAGUCACGGAACCGAGGCGGAGUCGCAGUGGCUGAACUUAUCGGUGCCGCGAGCCGGUGCUUAUACGGGAGGUUUGGUGGAUGAGAAGGCGAUAAUGUCGGCCACGCCGCCGUUGAUGAAGGCGAAGAAGAGCCGGAGAGGACCGAGGUCUCGGAGCUCUCAGUUUCGUGGUGUUACGUUUUAUCGCAGAACUGGUCGCUGGGAAUCUCAUAUCUGGGAUUGCGGAAGACAGGUUUAUUUAGGUGGAUUCGAUACUGCUCAUGCCGCUGCUAGGGCUUAUGAUCGUGCUGCUGUCAAGUUCCGGGGGCCAGAUGCUGAUAUCAAUUUUACUGCAAGUGACUAUGAAGAUGAUCUUAAACAGACCAAGGACUUGACGAAAGAAGAAUUUGUUCACAUAAUUCGUCGUCAGAGUAGUGUAUUAUCUCGAAGUAGCUCAAAAUACAGAGGGGUAACUUUGCAUAAUAAUGUUCAAUGGGGAACUCAACUGGAUAACUUUCUGGGGAAGAAGGAUUCUAAUAAAGGUGAUGGACCUGUAGCAGAGACGAAGUUUGUGCCCAGGACUUGUCACAACAAUGUUAGCCUGGCAAACAAAAAUCUAGAUUCUGCUGAGACACACCAUAAUCUGGACCUCAACCUCUGGAUUUCUCCUCCCUCCCAUAGCCAUGAUGCAGCCUCUCACUUGUCUGGUGUAAAAGGAAGCAAGGAUGAGAGAUAUGCUCCUGCUGGUAGAAAAAGUCCCUACUACUUUUCUUCCUGGCCUGGCAAUCAUCCCGGCUUGGCACCAAACUAUGAGGUAACAUCAUAUAAGGAAAUGGAAGUCCAAGUUGUUCCAUCACGAGGAAACUCCAACAGGGUAUGGCAAGCAAACAGGCAAGUCGUCGACACCUUGCCAUUGUUUUCUACAGCAGCAUCAUCAGGAUUCCCUUGUACUUCCCGGACAUUUCAGCCUCCCUCCUAUCGCUGAACAAUCAAAUCAAGAAACUCGGUUUUGCCAACACAAUUCAUCGAGAUUACCUUAUACCACGCCAGAAAAACAGAAGCAAAUUAACUUCUUCGGGAAGGCCAUAGCGUGCUUAUAUUUCUUCAAUGAUUAGCUAACCAAGACAGCUAGAUGGUGAAACAACCAAGAUCUUUGAGAAUUGUUUCAUUGUCCAUUUUGUGUGAAUAUCACUCUUGUAAAAGAUAAGUUUGAGCAAACAUAUGCUUAUUGCUGAAGAGUGAAGAUCUCUACUUGUAACUUCUCAUUAUUCGAGAUUGUCUUCAGCCUGAAAUGCCAAGCCUUGGAUUAGCUGACCAUCUCGUACAAAAACUGUAUGAUCCUACUGCCUCGGCACCUCAUCUUUUUUUGCAGGAAUGAUGGUGUAGUUUAUGCAUUUUAAACCGUUUGUGUUACUCUUCCAAAAUAUUUAACCUUUAUUGUGUA
This is a messenger RNA of Daucus carota subsp. sativus, 1719 nucleotides long. Its product is annotated as ethylene-responsive transcription factor RAP2-7. Gene Ontology annotation, biological process: regulation of DNA-templated transcription. The transcript has 9 exons. Bases 145 to 1260 code for a protein of 371 amino acids. The record is from RefSeq and is a predicted model, not a curated record. Gene Ontology annotation, molecular function: DNA binding; DNA-binding transcription factor activity. Lineage: Eukaryota; Viridiplantae; Streptophyta; Magnoliopsida; Apiales; Apiaceae.